AUGACGACUUCGUACGCCGGCGUUGUGGAAGGUGGCACAACCAGAACGACCUCGUCUACGACCAAGGAGACAUGCGCUACUAUCUACGGAUGCGAGGUGGAGGAUGACAAUUCGUCGACCCAGACUUUUGAUGGUUGCACUGUCACCCCGGUGGCAAAGCGCGAGGUUGUCGCAACGCCAACCCCAGUUCAAGGAGCUGCUGGUACCCUUGAGGAGAGAUCUCGACCGUUCCUGCAAGCUAGAGCCAAAAAGAAGAGCCCAUGCCAAAUUGGGGAUGCCUUGAUCAUACCUGACAACCCUGAAAAUGUCCAGGCCAUCCGCACCUGGCUCGGGGACGUCAACAAUAACCCAAAGAAGCAGCCAUGGUCAUACACAGAGAUCAAGUCCGAUAGGGCGAAGUUUACUGCCUUUUUCCACGUUGUCCAGCUUGACCGUGCAAGCUUGGACACACUUAGUGGCGCCAAAGGGAUCUACGGUAUUGACGACAUAUACUACCUCUCUGAGAUGAAUGCAGAGGCUAAGGCCAAAACGGCAUUGGCGGACGCUCAAACGCCACGGCCUGUUACCGAUAUCUGGCAGGGGAAGUUCCCUGGGUCCGGUGGUGGCGGCCCAGCAGUUGUUCCUCGGCACUUCUCCCGAGAUCAGUCACCUGGGAACCUUACCUCUUCAACUGAGAUACCAGAUAUUCAUCGCGACCUCAAUGAGACUAUCUCUGGAGUCCUUCGUAAGAGGAACGACUAUGGGGAACACGAAACGGCGGAGUAUUGGGAGCUUUCUCAGCUUUCGGCACCUCCCUCGUACACAGGAUUUAAGUCAUGGAGGAGGUCUGGGACCCCAGCAAGAACGCAGGACCCCAAGAAACCCGACAGAUGGUUCAACACAUAUUGGUACCCCAAAGGCACUGGCCUAACGCAGUACAUAUACAAUAUGGAGUCGGACAUAGAUACCAGCCAUGCAGAGUUCCAAGGGUUAGGCGGGCGUUUGAUCAGGUGGCCUUACUCGUCGCCGUACGGUGGCGACGCGAAAACACCCAAGCCUGUCUCCGCUUCCGAUUGGAAGCACGGGACCGCUGUCUCAUCCAAGAUUCUCGGAAACCUCCUCGGGGCCGGCAGAGAGGUCACCAUGGUCUUGCCAGUCAACCCAGGAAGUGGAUUCACCUACACAGGCAACUCAGGCGCAAAAACCAGAUAUUUCGAGGAAGCAGCCGUGCUUGAGACAUUUAUACGAGUUAUGGAUGACAUUCUUGAUUCUGCGAACAACAAGGAAGGCCGAGCCAUCAUCAACUAUUCUGGCGGCAUGUUCACGGAUGGUGCCAGCGAGGCCAGGAUCAGGAUGCUAUACAAAAUUAUCAAGAAGCUAGACCAGUAUAACGUGCUCGUUGUCGCCGCUAUCCACAAUUCCUACAAGGAGAGAGGUGAUAACAUUGAUGCUUACCCAGCCGGUUGGGGCAAUGUCUCUCGCGCCGACUACCUCAGCAACGUCCUUUCGGUGGGCGCAGUGCAGCAAAGUCAGCGUGUAGCAACCUUCGCCCCUUACCAACAAUGGGUUACUUAUGCUCCAGGUGAAAAGACUUACAUCGCUGUUCCUGGAAAGGGUGUCGCGACGGACGACGGAAGCUCAAUGGCGGCACCCCUGGUUGCAGCAAUGGCUGCCAAUCUCCGCUCUUUGCCGUCAAAGUGGAAGGAGGACCUCAAGGAUCCGAAACGCCUCAAGGCCCUCAUCAAGAUACUUUCCCGGCCUCUCCCUAUGGGAAAACCCGACAAGAACCCUGCAAAGCCAAAGAUUCCAGUGGGCAAGAUCGAUACCUUGGUCAGCACAGCGUGGAAUGGUCAAGUGUUUAACCUUGGCCACUGCCUCCUUGACACCACCGAAGCCAAGGGCCAAGGUGGCAAUGCGCAGCUGGACAAGGUUUGCCCUAAGAUUGAGGACAUCAAAAAACCAGACGCAGAUAAGCUGUUUAGCCCCCCCGGCGGUGGUGGUGACAGCGGUGGUGGCAGUGGCGGUGGUGGGCCAAGCAGAGAUCCUAUCGAACACAAGCCCGGUCCUGCCGGACCCCUUUGCAACAAGCCCAUUGGACUUGGGAAACGAGACGGCCAGUGCGGGAAGAUAUGCACCGGUUACUACUGCACGCCGACGCCGGUCGGGCCACCCCCCGACUAUCACGACCCGGAGGACCCAGCGCACAAGGUCACCAGGCCUCCGAUGCCGACAUUGACAGGAGCGCCAGACCUCGGUAACUGUCCCAAGACGACGACGCGGCGCUGCGUAGGAAGUGGUGGUCGCGAGACCUGCGAGGACGUCACCAUCUGUGCGCCGACAACGGCAGUCCCUACUCCCACGGCACAACCUACCCCAACAGCAGCGCCGCAGCCAGCCACAUGUCGCAUCCAUAUCGCCCAGCACCACUGGUUCAGCUGGACCUCUAACGCCAACGCAAUGUUUAUGGAAGUCACUUCUUAUAUCAAUGAAGUACGACAGAACUACGAAUCGGCAAAUACGGACUUUGGCAUCUCGAUGACGUGGUACAAGGCAAGCUCGAAAUUCCCGACGGAUCUUCAGGUUGAUAUUCGCAAGGAAAAGGGAGCUGUGAACUUCAAGAGGGACAGGCCGGCACCGGGCGAGAACCUCGAGAGAAAGAGGCUGUUCAUGUCGUUUGAUCUUUACUUCACAGCCGGCAACCAGCACUGGUCGAGCGGGAACAGGGACGAAAGCAGAAUGCCGUUUUGUCGGGUAGGGGCAUGGGAUGAGAACUCGUGGGAUGGUAUUAAUCAUCUUCAACCGAGCCGACGGAUGGACUGCUACUGGAGGUGUUAGUGCAGAACAUGUCCCCGACGCCUCCAUAGAUGCACAAAAUACCCUCAUUUUACCGAGCCCAUGCCUGUAAUGAUUGAUCACAUUGCGAGUUUUAAUUGUUCUUUGCUGUGCGAGGGUUGAAUAGACAGAGGGCAAUGAUGCCCCACAUAAGACUUAGCUUCAGAGUUCCGACAUGCAACUUGCCAGCCAUGCGCCUCUGUUUUUAUAUUCCUGUGUCGCCGAAAUCUCCCGUCAGCAGAGCUGCUGAUCACGAUCACUGCCCUUUUUCCUAAGUUUCUACGCGCCUUGCUGUUCUCUCCCUUCGAUGACUACUCACUAUGACCCAAUGCCGAUGAUCGUUCACGGUGCGGCCUUGGUGAGCUUCGUCUGGACCUGCAUUAUCGUUUCCGUCCAAGGGAUUGGUAUCUACAAAAUGUACGACUUGGACGUCCCCACCAUCGUACCGCCUCCGGUGUUUGCUCACAAUCUCCUCUCUGCGUCUUCAGCCUCCGGAAUAACUCUGCUCCUCACGCGAAACCUUUCUCCCCGACCCUCAAGGAAGAUGAUGUGCCGAAAGUGCUAUGGCGCCAAGACCCACGAGCAUUCUGCAGGAUGCAAGAUGCUGAGGAUGAUCGGAGGCAUAGCACGACGAGCAUAUCGCAGGAUGCGAUGUGCUAAGGGUGACCGGGGCCGUAGCAGGACGAGCACCUUAAGGUCC
Molecule: messenger RNA, 3511 nt
Organism: Podospora bellae-mahoneyi
Lineage: Eukaryota; Fungi; Ascomycota; Sordariomycetes; Sordariales; Podosporaceae
Exons: 8
Coding region: 1-2814 (937 amino acids)
Biological process (GO): proteolysis
Molecular function (GO): serine-type endopeptidase activity
Source: RefSeq, a predicted model, not a curated record